This is a messenger RNA of Stylophora pistillata, 1338 nucleotides long. RefSeq names its product ras-related and estrogen-regulated growth inhibitor. Lineage: Eukaryota; Metazoa; Cnidaria; Anthozoa; Scleractinia; Pocilloporidae. Gene Ontology annotation, molecular function: GTP binding; GTPase activity. The record is from RefSeq and is a predicted model, not a curated record.
GCUUAAAAGCUGGAGUACAGCAUCUGUACAUUUUCAAUGUGACUUCGCAAUUCCUGCCCGGAUAAAUUGUCAGAGUGGGUUGCAGUGAUGCCUUUGAGAAAUGGACAAGAUUCAUUGGACAAGGACUCCGCUACAAGACAAGCCAUGAAGCAGAGACGAAAACUCGGUUAUAGCAAUCAAGUCAACCUACGGAACAUUCGAAUUGCUGUAAUGGGCCAAGAUGGCGUCGGAAAAACAGCUCUCACCGUGCGAUUUUUGACAAAGCGUUUCAUUGGGGAAUACGACCAAACACUAGAAACAACCAAUAGGCACCACAUCGACGUGGAUGGAGAACAUGUUGCACUGGACAUUUUGGACACAGCAGGAAAGAAUUCUGAAGAGAAGCUUGAGAACAUCGUUGUAUACGCGGACAUCUUCCUCGUUCUUUACUCCAUCACAGACCGCGCCAGUUUUCAGGAAGCCGGCAAGAUCGUCAAGUACAUCAGACGCCACAGAACCCUGGACUCCAGCAGUAUAAUCAUCGCGGGAACUAAGCGUGAUUUGGAACACUUCAGAGCCGUUCGCGAGACAGACGGCAGUAGACUCACCUAUUCCCUCAACUGUGGAUUCUUCGAGAUAUCAAUUUCGGAGACUUUUGCUGAAACAAUAGACAUGUUUCAUGAAAUCUUGAGACAAUAUUUAAACGCGCAUCCCUCGCAAGAUCCAGCAAGUACAAUUGUAACCGCUCACUCACCAACUCCUAUGAUUUCUCAGCAUAAAGAAAUAAAAUCUCCGUCUUCUUGGGCAAAGGUCAAGGGAUUGAAGACGAUGCCGUUUAGAAGAAAGUCUACACAGGCUGUUGCCUGCUGAUAAGCUUGGCUUGGAAGGCAAACAACACGCCUGGAAUUUAUGUCUGACGAAAUACAGCCACGCACGUAGCAGUUGCACGGAUGAUCACGAAGAAAAAUAACAGGAAAUAUAUGAUUAUAUGGUCAUAUAUAUGAAACAAAACAAUUUCCUGGUUACGUCCGGGAAGAUUCAAUUUUAGAAGACUUGUAUAUGAGUCUCAACCUGAACAACAGAUAUCUGGAAGUAAAGACAGUAGUUUAAUCUAAACGUAAGAGUUUGAAAAUCAGAGAACUUGGAAUUCGCGCAGGAUCAAGUAAAAUUCGAGCGAAAUGUGCAGUAUAGAUAAUUAUGUUAUAUAGAGCUCAACCCGUUUGAAUAUGAAGAAAACCGUAGAUUAUGGAUUAAGAUCUGAAUCGUUGUAACCUGUGUAUAUAGGUGUAUAUAAAUAUUUUCAGUAAUCUAAUGCUACUAAUCUAGCUGUAGCCCGAAAUAAAAAGAGAUCUCUUACAA